This is a messenger RNA of Cyanidioschyzon merolae strain 10D, 1836 nucleotides long. Its product is annotated as probable phosphate transporter. The record is from RefSeq and is a predicted model, not a curated record. NCBI's taxonomy places the organism in Eukaryota, Rhodophyta, Bangiophyceae, Cyanidiales, Cyanidiaceae. Gene Ontology annotation, molecular function: phosphate transmembrane transporter activity. The transcript has a single exon. The coding region runs from base 1 to 1836 and encodes 611 amino acids. Gene Ontology annotation, biological process: phosphate ion transmembrane transport. Gene Ontology annotation, cellular component: membrane.
AUGAGACCGGGUAAAUGCGGCGGGCGACCGCCUCACCUGGCAUACGUGGUCAGUGGACCAGCUCAGAGGGCGCUUUGUUUGCCUGUGCAUCCUGGUCGCCUUGCAGUUAGGAGCGAGCUUUCGGGGUCGACUCGCGCUCAUCGUUCUUCCAUUUCGUGCUUUUCUUGUAGAAAUUAUGGUAUCAGAGCAGCUCAAUUGUCACCGACAUGGCUGCGAGUGCGAGAGUCGUUGCGGGAACGUGCUCGCUGGACCGCACCGCGGCAGACGACGCAGCGUGGUUUCCGUUUAAACGCCUCGCUUGUGGCGGAUGCUGCCAGUGCAGCUGCCGGUACUCUAUCCGGUCACAUUUUGUCGCCUUUUGUGCUUGUUUGCUUAUCGCUUUGCAUAGCGUUCUUACUCUCUGCAGCGCUUGGAGCAAAUGACGUGGCCAAUGCCCUUGGCACAUCAGUAGGAACCGGGGCGGUAUCUAUUGGCAAGGCGCUUGCCAUAGGCGCUGUUUGCGAGUUCGCUGGUGCUGUCCUAUUUGGUUCGACAGUCACCAAGACCAUAUCUACAGGAGUAGUGUCCAUAUCUGGUGCUGUUGCAACUUCGCCAUCUCUCUACAUGUUGGGAAUGCUCUGUGUGUUAGUGGGAUGCACCAUGUGGCUGGGUCUAGCUACUCGCUACGGCUUGCCAGUGUCAUCGACACACUCGGUUGUGGGCUCACUUAUUGGCCUCGGCAUGAUUUCUGGCUGGAAAAUCCAGUGGGAAGCAGUUCUACGUAUCGUUCUGAGCUGGAUCAUUUCGCCGUUGAUGGGCGGCGUUGUGGCAUGGCUGCUAUUCCGGUUCAUCCGGCAAACGAUCAUCGAUGCGCCGCGUCCGACUCGAGCGAUGCGUCGCUGGCUGCCGACGUUGUGCGGCUCGAUGCUCUUCAUCCUGACUCUAUUCUUGCAACUGGAGAGUGAGCAUUCGACAGGAUGGACAUUGUUUCAGGCUGUUGCGAGCUCCUUCGGUGUGGCUGCGCUGGGGGCUGGAGUUUCCGGCGCUCUGACGAGCUUCAUCCACAGCAAACAGUUUGUGCGGAGAAGCAUCCCACGGGAGAAUAUUCGCGGCAAUGGGCGUAAAAUUGACGCCAGUGAGGCCGCCGCAGUCGCGCUAGCCGCAUUCGGUGCGCUUCAAGCGAACGAGGAGAGCACAAAUGAAGAUGAGUAUUCGUCAGGAGCGCACUGGAGUGAGGAUAUCCAGCUCUUGCCAACCUGUGAAUACGUGCCAACGACCAUGGAUAUCGUGAUGUCGUCAACGUCUUUGAGUCUGACAACGUAUGCUCGGAAGCGUCAGCAUGACAUUAUUGAACAGGUGUUCUCGAUUCUUCAGCUGCUUACGGCGUGUUUUGUGAGUUUCAGCCACGGGUCCAAUGAUGUCUCGAAUGCCAUCGGUCCCUUUGCGAGCAUCUUAGCGGUGUAUCGCAGUGGCGGCAGCGCUGCGGUCUCCGGUGAAGUACUGGUACCGCCGUGGGCGCUGGUUCUUGGAGGACUCGGAAUCUCGUUCGGACUCGGCGUCUGGGGACGUCCCGUGAUGGACACUGUAGGCAAGAAGAUCACGCACCUUGUACCGACGAGAGGCUUUUGUGUCGAGCUAUCCACAGCGUUGACGGUGCUCAUGGCCACGCAGAUCGGCAUGCCCGUGUCGACAACACACACGCUCAUUGGAUCCAUUGUGGCGAUGGGACUGGCGACGGGUCGUGGCUCCGUGAAUCGCCGUGUCCUGCUGAACAUUCUCCUUAGUUGGUUUGUUACCGUUCCGGUAUCCGCCGCGCUCACCGCCCUGUGUUUCUUGUCGCUGCGUGGGUUCGUGUGA